Teleopsis dalmanni is the source of this 899-nucleotide messenger RNA. Its product is annotated as 23 kDa integral membrane protein-like. The record is from RefSeq and is a predicted model, not a curated record. Bases 1 to 795 code for a protein of 264 amino acids. The transcript has 5 exons. Gene Ontology annotation, cellular component: membrane. Lineage: Eukaryota; Metazoa; Arthropoda; Insecta; Diptera; Diopsidae.
AUGUUUGUUAUAAUUAAAAUAGAACAACAACGCCAACAAGCACGACAACACAAAUGCUUACGUAUUAUUCAAGUUGGCAAGCUCAGCGCAUUACUGAUGAUUGUGUUGUUAAGCUUGAUAAUGACUGGAGCGCCUGAUAUAUCCGGGUUAGGCAUACUAAUUGCUGGUGCCGUCGUCCUCGCUGAUGUGAAUGAAUUCAAUCAUUUUGUGGAGGGAAAAGUGACAGCACCACCAAUUGUGUUAAUUGUAACGGGUCUAAUAAUAUUUCUGAUUGCUUCACUUGGUUGUUUUGGAGCAAUAAAGGAAUCACCAACUUUGCUUUUAACAUACGCAGUAUUGCUUGCCGUCAUAUUUAUAAUAGAAUUAGCAGUUGGUAUAGCAGCUGCAGUAUUCAAAAAGGAUUUGGAAAUGGUUUUAACAAAUUCUCUACAAGAUUCCAUUAAACGUUCGAACAAGGAAGACACCAUGGCUUGGGAUAAUAUACAACAGAAACUUAUGUGCUGUGGUGUUGAUAACCCAGCUGACUGGCGUUCUUCAAGCCCAAACAAGACUUUACCGGCCAGUUGUUGUCGCCCACAAUACAUUGAAGAAGCUUCUAAGCAUUGCAAUGAUUCACCAGCUUUAGGUAGAGACAAAUAUUAUCAGGAGGGCUGUGUUGGAAAAUUAAAAGAACGCAUUGACAAGAAUGCCGUCAUUUUGAUAGGUGUGGGCAUUGGUAUCGCUUUCAUUCAAAUUCUUGGCAUUAUAUUGGCGUGUUACUUGGCUUCCACCAUUCGACAAGAACGUUUGAAGUAAAUUGGAUAUCAUACAUAAGGAGCUAAAUUACAUACAUAAGCUAUCCAAAUAUGUUCCCAAAAACGAAGCUAAAGAUUCUUCAUAUUUGAUAAUAUAUUCUUCAC